Molecule: messenger RNA, 983 nt
Organism: Racocetra persica
Lineage: Eukaryota; Fungi; Glomeromycota; Glomeromycetes; Diversisporales; Gigasporaceae
Source: the annotation of a GenBank genome assembly
GAUCGUGACCAGAAAUCGGUCCGACGACGUAGUAGAAGUAGAAAUUCUCACCGGAUUCGUAGUCGUAGUAGAAGUAGAAGCGUCGAAAAUAAACAUCGACGAUCCCAUAGGAGAAGCAGAAGUAGAAGCGCCGAGAGUAGACAUCAACGACGAUCGCAUAGAAGAAGUAGAAGUAAAAGUAGAGAUCGUAUUACCAGGGAACGUAGUGGAGAACGCCGAAAGCAUAAGAGCCAUCGGCGCGGUAGCAGAAGUCGAAGCAAAGAGAAACGGAGAUAUGAUGAAAGGAGACCACGUCGUAGCAGAAGUCGAGAGGAAGAGGAUACGAGUAAGCGGCGUCGCCUCUCAAAGGAAGAAAUUGUUACAAAGCUCUACUCCUUCUCCAGGAAGAAAUUAUCAUGAUCAACACACGGACAAUGUUGCAACCGAAGAUGAAAAUAGGAAAAGAUUGGUUGAUUCAGUAGAAGAAAUUGAUUCAAUUCAAAACUCACCCCCUAGAAAAAAGGUAGCAGAUGCACCUAUUUUCAAGUCAAAAUGGAACGAUGAUGAAGAUGAGGAGGAAAAUAAGAAGGAAUUGCACGACUUAGGGCGAGACCCACCUUCGUCUUGCAGCGCUGGUCCUAUUGGAGAAGAUCUUUUUCAUUGGCAAGCAACAAUUAUGGGCCCUACCGAAUCUCCAUACACCGGUGGUGUAUUUUUUCUUGCCAUCCAUUUUCCAACAGAUUAUCCAUUCAAACCACCAAAGGUUAAUUUUACAACAAGGAUUUACCAUCCGAAUAUCAACAGUAAUGGAAGUAUAUGCCUAGAUAUUCUAAGAGACCAGUGGUCACCUGCUCUUACCAUUUCGAAAGUGCUUUUGUCUAUUUGUUCGAUGUUGACUGACCCUAACCCAGACGAUCCGCUUGUACCUGAAAUUGCUCAUGUUUACAAGACCGACCGUGCCCGUUAUGAAGCGACGGCUCGGGAAUGGACGCGCAAAUAUGCUA